UCGGGGAAAUCACAACACGAUUCAGUCUCCGACAAACGGUCUCCAAGGGUAGAUUGGAAAAAGUUUUUCGCUUCUAUCGAAGAAGAAAGAGUGCUACCUCCUACUAAUACUACUACUACCAACUUCUCUCGGUAUAGUGGAUUGUGAAAAAAAGCAAACAGAGUAGAGUGAAACUCGAGUGAAAUACAAGACGAAAAGUCUGAAAUAUCAGCAGUUCUUGGCGCUAGGCUUUCCGAGAGCAUAAGAAAAGACCUGAGGUAGUGAUUUUCGAGUUAGCUCGUUCACUUCUGGCAAUUUCGAGUGACAUUUACUCUAGGAAGUUUGCGUGUGUUUAAAACAUUAUUGGAGCGAGAAAAGGCGUUAAUGGUUGCAACUUUUUCGUAUGUCUCCAGGCUCCUUCAAAAGGCACGCUAAUGAUUAGCGUUUUGAGCGGUGUCUUCGGCAGUUUUCAUAAACCAACAGUAUUCACAUCAAACAGUGUCGUGUGUGGGCGGGAAACCCCAAUCGUUAAAGUGAAAACCAGCAAACCGACGGUAGUGGCAGAAGACGCAAACGACGACGAGGUGCUCAUACACCCAAUAGACAGACAUUUCGUGCUCAAGUGCAUCGCAAAAAUCGUUACGGUGGCUCCACAGGUCGAACAACCCCUGGUCAGUGGAACAGCAGUAGCAGCAGCAGCAGCGAGAUUUCAUUUUCCGCCGGUAACGAGACCACCCUCACCUCCGCUUGAAGUGGCCCUAGAAAGACGGCCCAACACCUCCAAAUCCAGCCUCAGCUCGGCACCCUAUCUAUCGAUCUGCGCAGUGAAAACCGGCCAUCAGAACACUUCUUCGCCACAAGGUGUGCUACAAAAACAAUCCAACAAUUUCCAACCGCGGAAUGUUGAGUUCAAUUCGUCGUCAACCGGUCAACAUCAGCAUCCGUUCCACUGUGAUGACGACUCUUCCUCGACGACGGGCGGCGUGCGUGGUUUCGGUCUAACGGCUCCGUCGCUAUCCGGAAGUGGCAGCGGUGAUCAUCGGUUCCUUUUACAGGAUCAACCGGAACAGCAGCAGCAGCAUCAUUUUGCCAGUGUUGCCUCGAGCAACCGUCAGAAUAGCAACCACCUUCUGUUCGCCGCCGCUGGUGAUGCCAGUAAUAGCAACAAUGUUGUUGUUGAGCAGUUGAAUCUAUCGGGGGUGCCAGAGUUGCAUGUGAAUUGUAUCCAGCAACAGCAUCAGCACCACCCGCAUCAUCCGCAUCAUCAUCAUCAUCACCACCAUCAUCCAAAUCAACAGCAACAACAGCAUCUGCAUCAUCACCACCAUAUAAGCCACCAUCACCAUCUUAGCCAACAGCUGCAGGAGCAACAGCAUCAGCUCCAACAGCAACAAUCGAGCGGCCAGACGCCUCAGCAUGAUACGGAAUCCGACGAGGACGAAAUUGCACUCUAUCCGCUCAAUAAUCAGGUCGGUGGCCACACCCGGUUGCUGCUGCUGAACCAGAGCACCGUCAUCAAGCCGCUGAACCUGCGCGAGCUCGAGUUCUACCAAAACAUUCCCAGCGACAUCCAGCAGUUCGUACCGAAGUACAGAGGUGUCAUGCAGGCGACCACCAUGGGCGGCACCAAGCUGGAGAAGCGCUACUCGCCCAGCUUCCGGGAUGAUCCGGGCCGCAAGACGGCCGCCUCCAAGCGUAAACGGGAAGAGGUGCUAAGGAUGAAAAUUCACAAGAACGGAAUACCUUCCGAGGUGUUGAAAAGUAUUUCACAGAUCGACAACUCCAACAAACAAUAUUUCCUGAUGCUGGAGAACAUAACCUCAUCGUAUCGGCAGCCCUGUAUCCUGGAUCUCAAGAUGGGCACCCGGCAGCACGGGGACGACGCCUCGGCCGAGAAGCGCAGCAAGCAGAUGGCCAAAUGUGCGGCCAGCACCAGCGCUUCCCUCGGGGUAAGAUUGUGCGGCAUGCAAGCCUACCAGGCCGACAUUGACCACUACGUCAAGAAGGACAAAUACUGGGGCCGGGAGCUGAACGAGGAUGGCUUCAAGGGCGCGCUGCACAACUUCUUCCACAACGGGUAUCGAUUACGCGUCAAGGUGAUUGCCCGGGUCCUGGACAAGCUGGAGCAGUUGCGUCGGGUUAUUGAGAAGCAGUCCAGCUAUCGGUUCUACUCGUGUUCCCUGCUGAUCGUGUACGAAGGUUACGACGAACCGCCGCAAGCCACCACCAUCAGCUCGGACACCGUCGACCAGCCAACUCUGCACCUGGAAGCGGAAUCCAACUCCUACUGCUACGAUGCCGACGCUUCCAAUAGCUCGAUCGAGCAGUUCAACCUGUCGUCCUCGCACGAAGACUACGGCAACACCUCUUCCUGCUCCUCGGUGCACCACAACCGUCUAAACGCCUCGAUGGCCACGGUAGCAACGGCAGCGGCCGCAGCCAAGGCGGCCGCCAAGGCCAGUGCUCCGGCUGCUACGUCCGGAUCCGGAACGGGCCUGGCAGCGAAAGCACCCUUCGUACCUAUUUCGGAAGAAACAAUCUAUCCGGGUGUGGUGGAUGCCAGCCCGGUCCCGAUGGUGGUUAGCAGCAGUGCCGGUCAAGGUGGCCAAGGUUCGGGCCAUCAGCACCAGCACCAACCUCAUCAGGUCAACAGUUCCAGUCCACACUCGAUGGAUUCGUGGAUGAACUACAGUAGCAAUAGCAGUAGCGACGAUUAUGCGUCGGCUUUUGUGGUGCCGAGUCAUGUACAAAAUGUCGCCCCAUCUGCAACGGUGACGUCCGGAGUGACGGCCGCUUCAGUUGAGGGUGCCAGUUCCGACUUUAACGCUGUCGGAUUCAGUGGCCGGGUGGUUCCUCCCUCGACGCCGGAUCACCGCCAUCAUCGGAAGCUGAGCGGAGUCGAGUCGAGCGAGGCCUCUUCGGCGUUGAAAAAGACUUUACCCAAAAAGUCAUCAUCUGAGCAAUGUUGUGGAAUGAGCAACAGUAUUAGUAUUAAUAGUACCAAUAACAAUAGCAGUAGUGGAAGCAGCAGUUGUGGCAAGGUGCACGAUCAAUCGGAUGCCGGAUAUCACGAGGACGAGGAUGUAGAUGAUCUGGACGAUGGUGGAGAGGCUGGUCCGGUCGAUGAUGAGGAUGAACGCGAUGAGGUUGACGAAGACGAGGAUCAUCUACUACAGGAGAAAACCUCCAAAAGACACCGCGGCAAAGACUCGGGUAGUUCUCGACAAGCUGCCAAAGUACAACGUAGUUUGCGUCGCAAACUAAGCUCCAAAUCGUCGAGCAUCGGCGGAGUUGGCUCUUCGGGCACGUCCGGAACCAGCACACUCGGCAUGGCCGACGUUAGGAUGAUCGACUUUGCGCACACCACCUUCGAAAUCAAGAACGGUGGCACGCUCAUUUGCAGCAGCACAAAUACCAAGGUGCAUCAUGGCCCUGACAGUGGCUUUUUGCGGGGACUGGACAGCCUCAAGCGGAUCCUGACGGAAAUCUGCCAGGAACACUAGGUUCUUCCUAUAAAACAAAAAUCCGGUCAACCGGAACCAUUUGAAGGACGUGGAACACUCUCAAAGAUAAAAAUACGGAAAAAGUAUCUCUCUGUCUCAUAAAUCGAAAAAAAGAAAAACAAACAGGAAUCAAAUUGAUACGGAAGAAGAAAAAUACCCGUUUUGUGACCUUUCCUUCCCCCAUCUCACAUGAAAAGUGUUUUAACAACCAACAAAACAAAUCUUAUGGUGGUUAUUUCACCCAAUUCCAGGGAAAACCUGGACCACAGCAAAUGCCCAGGCGCCUACGCGCGCUCGGGAAACUUUCUCCUCUCCCCGUUUUUAUUUUUUCUUGUGAAAAUAUUGUGAUACUAAAAGCAUUUUUUCAUCCGAAGUACAGCCCAUACACGUAUAUGAGAUAUAGAUGGAGAAGAAGAAAAAAAAAGUAUAUAUAUUUAAUAUAAAUUAGAGAAAAUGAAGAAAAAUUUGAAAAAAAAAACAAGCAAAAAUACAGCACGGCAUUAUUUUAGAAGAAACUUCCUUCCUUUGUUUGAAUGUUUUUUCAGACGUAAUUUCCUCAGUUUGAACUUUCUCUUUCCCGAGUUUCCCCUUUUCAGUUGACUGCUAGCAUUUUUCUUUGUUGUGCUUACUACAAUUAUCAUACGCCCAAAAAGAAUCAUCAACAUGAAGCAAUCGUUAUCUUCACCCUAACGGGAGCAGUGGAAGCAUGUUGGAGGGUAGUUUGGAAGCUAGUACUUAUUUCGUAGACAAUUAGUGGUGCUUAUCAGUAUGUUUGAACCGAAGUCAAAGUAUCUCUCGAUGUAUUGCGUUGCGGAAUUUUUCCCGUCAACUCGUAGAAAAAAAUAAUAAGAAGGGGUGUAAUUACAACAAAUAAGAGUGGUGUUACUCGGAAUAUGGCGUGGCGACAACAAUUCGUGUGGCUGGCAGGUGGCCGCCGUUAUGUGACACAUUAGUCGUCGGUGGUGGUGAUUGAACUUUGACACUUUUUCUUCUACUGUUAGCAAUGAUGGAGUUUGAAAAGUUGAAAAGUUUAUUUUUCGUAAAGAUGUUUCCCAAAAGAUGUCGCCGAACCGAUUGAUGAAAGAGAAAACGUGAGAACGUGAUGACGUAAGUAUAUUGUUGAUUUUUUUGUGUUUCCCAAUUGCUUUGUAGUUACAUUCAAUUUGAUAAACGAAAAGUGGCUCCAGAGACAAUUUUCUAAUUGCUUAUUCACCCUUGAGCUAUAAAUAGUUAUGAUGUAAAGGGAAACACUAACAAAAGCAAUGGCUAUAAUUUUCAAAUUUCAAGUAAUUUUGAGGAACAAUUUUCAAAUCUCAAGAUUAGAGGUUUAUUUGAAGCCUAAAUCAGUGAUUGAUCAGUGGCUCCAGAGAGUCAAUAUUUCCAAAAUUUCUAAAAAAAAGUUAUUUGCAUCCAUUUUUUUUUUAAUUUUGACUGAGUUACAACGAAAAUGUUUUUUUGAAGUCUAAUUUGAAGGUUACUGUAGAUAAUGAUAUAAAAUUUGAUGCCGUUUUUCCAAAAUUUUAAGAAAGAUUUUCACUUUUAUAUCCUAACAUUAUAUUUAUUUACUAUCUAUUAUCCUCCUUUAAUACUGAUAUAUUAUUAUUUCGCUUUUCAUCAUCAAAUUUUUAUUAUAAAUCUAUUUUGAUAUUAAGCCUUCGAAACUUUUUUUGUUUACCAAUAGAACUCACUGAACAUUUUCAAAUAUUUGAAUGAUUAUUUUAUUCUGGGCAACAAUUUAAAAAUUUGUCCCACUUUGGGUGUCCAUUUUAAAGCCUAUUUAUUUCUAGGGAAAUUCCGGAAAUUGUCGGGAAUUCCAAACAUGGAAUUCUCGGGAAUGGGACAAGAAAAAUUUAUCUACCUUUUUAUUUUAUUGUUUCAGUUGAAAAUUCUCAAAUUUUAAUUUGGAUUUUUAAUUUAUUUUUUUCGUUGAAAUUGGAUUUUAUUUUUUAUUUUUAAAAGUUUUCACAAAUAUACGAAAAUCUGCUGUUUUGAAAAAUAAAAUAUUUUAUAUAUGGUUCAUAAAUCGUUAACUUUUUGGAAUUUCUCUACAGUUUUUUGAGAAAGUUGUAGAUAAGGAUAACCACUACUAAAAUGUAGAACAAAAUUAUUGGAAAAAAAACUUUAGCCGGGGUCUGAAAAUCAUAAAAAGCUAAAAAAAUUACAAGUUUUCGUAAGUUAUUUGUCAUUUUAGAAAGUUUUAAGCAGAAGAUGAAGUUAAAAUGCCUUUUUUUCCAAAUAAAAAUAGUUUUAAUUUACACACAAGCUUGCUGAAGACAUGAACACAAAUUUGUCAAUGUUGAGAAAUUUGUAAUUAACAAGGUAUCAUUUUUUCGAUUAAUUUAUUUUAAGACUUUUUAACGUAAACCUAUCUGACCUUUUUUUCAUGCCUUCAAGCUUGUUGCAGACAUCAUCAAGAAAUAAAAAAAAGAGAUGAAAAUAUUGAUCUUGCUCAUCCAAUUACUGAAAUUCGAAGUAUCGACAUUUUUUUCCAUAAGCAACCAAUAAUAAAAAUAUUUCAGUGGUGUUCAAAUGUUCGUGUUUAUUUUAUGAAAUUUGUGAAUUUGAAAAGAGAUAAACAAAAUGAUACGCAAAACAUUUAACAAUCUAUUUUUCGUGAUAAUGUAGGAAUUUCAUUUAAAAUUUGAAAUACCAAAAUUAUUUUCAUAUACAAAAUUUUAAGUUUGUAAGCCGUUUAGAUUUUUAUAAUAUUAAUCUCUACAAAUUUACAAACGAGAGCAGAAGUAAAACAAUGAAUGAGCCAACAGAUACACAUAAUUUCAUGCAGCGACUCAAACCAAGUAAUUUCAUUUCUAAAAGUAAUUCUGUCAGUUCGACUAUUUAUAUCAGCUAUUUUGUUUUUUUUUUUCAAUUUUUGUUCACUAGUGGAACUUUGUUUAAAAUGCUAAGCAGGACUUUCAAAAACGACAGAAACAUGUACAAACCGAAACUAGCGACUAAACUAUUAUUAAAAAAAUUAACAAACCACCGGAUGAGAACAAAUUUGAAAAAAAUUUCUAUAAAUAAUUGGUUGAUUGAUUUAUUUAUAGAGGCUUAAAAUAUUUAGUUCAUUCGCCUCUCAUCUAUAAAUAAUUAAUUUUCAUUCGAAAAAUCUUUUUUAUGGAUUAAGUAUAUCGUGAAAAGUUUAUUAUUUUGUCAUACUUUCUUUGAAUAAGAUGAAGGUAAGUUUAGAGAACAAUUAUUUGAAAACAAACGGAUCAACAAAAAUUUCAUUCAUAUUUCAAAGUCAUAAUGAAGUCAUAUGAAAUUCAUCUGUUGGUUUAAAUAUAAAUGUCGCAGAAAUUUCCAAAAACAUUUAAAUUUUCAGCUGCUUUGUAAUUUUGAGACCCUGGAUGAUUUUUUUUUUAAAUAAGUUUAUUCUACAUUUCAGUGGUGGCAGUAAUUCUUAUUCUUAUCUUUAAACUUUGCUUAAGAAACUGUAGAAAAAAUCCGAAGGGUUUAUGAUCUAUAUGCCAUAUAAAAAAUAUUUUAUUUUCAAAUCAUUAGAAAUGUUCAGUUUUGUGUGUAAAAAUUCCGAUGUAGCAAAAAGUAACCUUUUGGUGAGAUUGGAAAAAAAUCCUCUUGAGGGUUUAUUUGUUUGUAGAUAUACUUAUAUGCAACAUAUUUGAAAAUGAUAGAAUAUUACAUUUGAAUUUUUUUGUUUCCUACCACGGCCACAAUAACGACUGAUUGGUUGAAAAAUCCUGUUUUUUAUACACAAUUGUUUAAUUUUUUGUGAGCGUGAUUCAAAGUUCCUUCAAAGUAUGUUUUGUAUUCCUUAUAGUGUCAUUAACCCCAACUUUUUUGUACACAUAACCACAUAACAAUUUUGUGUAUGAUGUUUUCUUAAUCAAAUUUAGAAAAUGUAAAGGAGGGCGUAAAACAGAAUCGAGUUCCUCUAAAUAUUCAAUAAUAUGAGUGUAAAGCAGCAAAUAAAAUGAAUGAAAUUUGUUUAAAAUUGUGAUAUAUUUUGACGAAAUCAUAGCCUUGAACAAACCACGGAAUUGUGACCGGGAAAACCGGGAAUUUAAAAAUGAAAAAGUUGUGGUCACCCUGUAAAUUCUUAGAUCUUUGAUUAUUAUUUCAAAUUUAGAAUCCAGCAUCCAGAGCUCAGACAUUAGAUACGCAAUAUUUAAAAAAUAUUUCAAAGUUUUCCAACAAAAACUGAAUUCCACCGAACAAGUUAGUUGAAAUUCAAAUUUAAAUUCAAUCAGAAUCAUGAACCCCAAUUUGAGAUUUAGUUUUGAUUUAUGGAUCAGUAAUUAAAAUCGAAACUAAUUGUUCAUAAUCAUAUUUGAAAUGUCAGAAGCCAGAGCUCAAUAGUAAUAUUCAGUAAAAAGCAAAAAAAAAAAAUAAACAAAUUUUUCAUUGAAACUUUCACUUGAAAUUUUUAGAUCACAUGGCGUUGUAUCAAAGUAAUAUUUAAUCAAAUCCAAACAAAAAGCAAAGUUGUUGUCAAAGACUGAAAAAAAGAUUGUAAUAUUCGACAAAAUAUCGCAGGAUACUAGAGUUAUUUUCUACUAAAAUUAUUUUCUCGAAGCUUUGAAUUUCUAUUUGUUAAUAUUUUAUUUUCUGCAAAAUAUCCCAAAAAAUAUUCAUACACAUAAAUGUCUACUUCUUUCGUAAAAAAAAACCUGUACGUUGUUUAAAACCGGGGAAAUCAUAUUUAAAAUAUCUUACGGAAAACCGAGAAAUAACUUGAAAUUUGAAAAUGGGAAUUCGCUGGCCACCCUGUUAUUGAUAAAUCAAUCAUAAAUUUCGCUUUUUGAAAUACACUUUUCGAUAUCUUUAUGGAAAAAACGCCUUUAAGUAGGCAACGAAUCUUAAUUUUGUUGCUGAUGUCGUGGCCAAGGUUGCAGAAAACAAAGAAAAAUCUAUAAUUUCACAGAAUUUUGAGCCAAUUAUCAUCACAGAAUCUGUGUCACAGAACACAGAAUUUUCGGAAUAUUCACAGAUUUCACAGAAUUUUAAAAUGUUGGACGUAUUUUUCAAAAUUCAACUUUUUAUGUCAGUAUAAAUUUUGGAUAAUUAUCUUUGAAAUGGAAUAAUAUGAUAGAAUUGGUAAUGAAAAUUGAUUUUUCAUUAGUAAAGUGUAAAAAAGACGCAAUUUGACAUGAAUUUCGAAUGAAAUUGAUGAAAAAGGCAUCACAGAAAACAGUCACAGAAUUUUAGGGUAAAAUCACAGAAAGUCAGAAUUUUUUUUCGUCACAACACAGAACUUUUUCGGCAACCUUGGUCGUGAUAUAAAUGGCGGUAGAUGAUUUUUUUCGAAUCGGCUAUUGGUGCCCCUUUUGAAACUAGAACAAGGGCGAUUUUUUACCAUUAUGCAUUAUCAUUAUUUGGGAGUCAGCAAAUAAAAACAGUAGCAUUUCGUUUUGAUAUUCAGUUGUUCUUAAAAGUUUACAAAUAUGAGCGUAAAACACGUGAUUUUGCGCGCAUUCUGCCCAAAUUUUGAUAUGAUUGACCAUAAAACCUUAUAGGAAAAAUAACAAGUUUCCCGCAGAUUUGAUUAAUCUUACGGUUUCUCAGAAUUGAAAUCAUUUUAGUGAACUUUUAACAUAAGAAAUGACAGUAAAGCUUGUUUGCCACAAUAAAAAUGAAGAAAAACAUCAUUUAGAGCCAUAGGAUAGCGUAUUUUCCUAGAAAAAAUAGCAUGUACAGCUUUCCGCACAAGUCAAAAAAGCCAAUUUCUAGAAAACACGCUUCCAAGUUUUCGUGUCUCUCUGAUUUUCUUUUUAUUUAAAUUAAUAGGGGAGAAUGAGAAUACUUGAUCUCUGGAGAUACUUGAUUCCUCAGCUAUAUCUCGAAACUGGAAUGCCUUAUAAAGGUCAAAGGUUCUAGAAAAUUUGCCAAAUAGUACAAAUCAACAAAUCUGUUAUCUAAAAAUAUUUUUUUGAGUUAUUGCACUUUGUUUAAAAAAACUAACAAAAUGCGAUUUGAAAAUCUUUUUUACCGCUUAAAAAUGUUUCUCACACGAAAAAAUUACAAUAAAAAUAUUUAUUUAUAUGUGUCAAUCGUAUAUUAUGAACUUCUUAAUGCCAUUUUAUCAAAGCAAUAGUAAACUUUCAAUUUUUUUUAAGUUUUCCAAAAUGUAUGUUAUGUGUUCACUUGAUCCUCGAGUCCAAAAAGGUAUAUUUUCUUCUGAGGAUAUUUUGAUCAUUACUUAGCACGAAAUAAUCAAUAUUUAUCCAAUGAAUAAUAUUAAUCCAAUGAUUUCCUAAUUAAAUGGACUAAAAAAAUGCUUUGAUCUAAAAAUUAGAAAAUCCCGCCUUAUAGUAUGCAAUGGAAAUAGAGUAGUAGACAAACUUUUACAACAAACAAAAAUAGUAUGGCCAAAAAUGUAAAUGGAACUUUUAACUUCAGAUUUUGCAUGAUUUUUUCCAAAGCUUAGGGCACCCUGAUCAAAGGAUCAAGUCUCCUUGAAUAAAGGAUCAAGUCUCCUGUAAUUUUUAAAAUAUUACAAUUUUUUUUAGUCCUACGAAAACGCUCCUCGUUUAUCAACGGAUUCAUUUACCGUUUUAACUGUUGGAGCAUAUACAUUUGAAGUUUCAUGUUAUCAGAAAAUUCAAAAUAUGACGAUCUGCAAAAUUUUCCCAAAAAGAUAUGAUGAAAAUAAGAAAAAAGGAUCAAACUUCCCCAGUCUCCCGUACAUAAUGUUUCUAAUAGACUGAACAUCGUAAAAUUGAACACGGAAUCUAUUCCUUCUAAAUUUGUUUGAAUAUGUUUUUUUUUUCAUAUUUUCCAGCUAUAAUGUUCUAAGGCUGGAACCUGAGUUUGGAUUUCAGAACAAAAGAAUUUCUGUUUCAAUUCUAGUUUUGGCUUCAAACGAAAAAAAAAUCUGAAGAGUUCAUACUUAGAAUGUUACAAUUUUUUUUAAAUUUUAGUCAUUGAAUUUGUCAAAAUUCCCAUGUUUUCAAUUUAAGAUUUUAUUUAAGCUUUAGCUUCUUAAACGGGACAAAGUUCAAAUUUUGUAAAUUAUCGCUGAAGAUUGUGGCUCCAGAGAGUGAGGAAUUAUUGUUACGAAACUGAGAGUAAAGUUUUUCAAAAUUUAAAUAUAACAAUAGCAAUCAUACGAACAUUUAAAAUCUCAAGCGAAUAAUAACAAAUCAGUCACGUAAAACGUGAAAGAAUUAACCAUUAAUUCGUUGAAUGAAUUUUGACUCAAAUUCAACAUUUUGAGUUUUGAAUGAUGUUUUAAAACUUUGCUUUUUGGAGCUUAAUCUGUCUAAAAAAGAAAGCAUUAAUAUUGAUAACGUUAAACGAAAUCAUUCAAAUUUCAACCGAUACAAAAAUCUUAAUAUGAAUUUUUAACCUAAAUUUUUAUUCACAGCUCAUAACGUUAAAUUUUUUUUAUUGAUUCUGAAUAGCAUAAUGCUUUUUUCCUAAAUGUUCAUUAAUUUCUCUCAAAUAGACUUAAAUUAAGGUUAACAAAUCCAUCGGUCUCAAAAGUGGCUCCAGAGAGUGUAAACUUUUAGCAAGAGCACAGGGUGAAUAAGUUGUUUCAUUCCAUGGUUUUUGAAUCUGUUUUAGAAAAAAAAAAUUAUAUUUUAAUGUGACUGCCCGGUUUUAUCCUGGUUUGUCCGGGUAUUUAGUACAACAUUUGAAAACAGUCCGGCCCGAUAGCCCGGAUUUCAUUGAAAAAAGACUCGGAUUUUGCCCGGAUUUAUUCUCUUUAUUGGGCAGAUGAAAUGAAUAAAAACAAAUUUUGUUGUUGUUUUUUUUUUAUUUAUGUCUCCAAAACGAAAUGUUUCAAGCAAAUUUUAAAAAAAUUAUCAUAAAAAAAUUUCCUGGGAGUUAAAAGUACGAUUUAAAACGAUGAGAUUUGAAAAAAAAAUUCUUUCCGUUUUUCUUCUUGAUUUUUGUUGAGUAAUUUCUGAGUUUUGACCAAAUUUUCCCGGAUAUUUCCCGUAUUUUUGGUUGCCCGGAUUUGGCCAGGUUUUCACGUAAAAUUGUCCGGCCCAAAAAUGGGCUGAAAAAAAUUGAGCAACUUUAGACUUAAACCAAAUAAAACAACAAUCAUUGUUUCCAACUAUCAAUGAUUCGGUAUGUUUUAUUAUAUCUUACUUUUAAUUCUGUUUUCCUUCACUGCUUUUCGUACUUUUUUUGCACUUUUUACUGAAUACUGAAUACUGAUACUAAAUCACUUCCUUAAAUUCUAAACUUAGUCCAAAAUUAAAGUUUCUUAUUUGAACUGAGUACUCAGUCUUUUUUUAAUUUUUUUAAUGAUAUUUUAAGCGAACUUUAUUUUGAAAUUUUUUACAAUAAUGAUGAAUUUUAAAACAAGAAAACAACUUGGUGAAUUAGAACAAGUUUAAAGAAAAUUGUGGCUCCAGAGAGUUUGCAAAAUAUCUAUACAUUUCCAAGUCAUCAAUGAUUCUCCCGUUGAAAUAUAGAUCAACCUGAAUUUAAAUUAUAAAAAAAAUGUUUAUGUAAUCGUUCGUUCAAAAAUAAACAUAAUGUGUUUGUGGAACUUUUUAUACAAAAAAAUCUUAUAGAAUGAGCAAAUGUUUCUUUCAAUUUUCCAUUAUGCAUUUGAUUGCAUUAAAGAAAUUGUGAAAAAUUUUAAUGACGAAUAAAUUUUAUGAAAAUUUAACCAAUAAAAGGAAAUAAUUUUUGUUAAUUUUCAAACUUCUGCAUGGAAAAAUGAUCUUGCCUCGACUUAUUUUGGGAAACAACCUUCCUGUUCUACAAUUUGAGUGUAUAAAAGCCACCAGAUUCUCAAUUCGCCCACCAAUCAAAAUCACCCAAGAUCUCCGCUACUCCUUGAAAAACUGACUGCUCCUCCAUUGUGUAUUCUAGUUAGAUGUUGGUUAAGGUGUAUUAUUUCCGUUUUUUUAGCCGAUUUUUAAUUUAAUUUUUGACUGAAGACAAUUCAAUCAGUAUUAGUCUUUGGAAGCAAAUUUUCUGUUGAAGGUUAUGAUUUUUUUGGUGCAACUUAGUAAUGUAAGAACCCGUUCCAUUCAACUUUGUGAGGCUUUACGGAGUUGUUCAAUUGUAGAAGCGCAAAUUUUCAGUGGAAAUGAGAGAAAAAUUAUUUCUCUACGACACACACACACACAACGUGAAAAAAUAACGACCUGAGCUCUUAACCUUAUCUUAUUGUAUCGAUUAAGCGUGUUAGAUAGAGUUAGGACUAAGGUUUAGGAAUAAAAAGGGAGAAAGUGUGUUGAGCAUAGCUUGUUAGUCCCUGUUUGUAAUUUGGAGAAAAGUUCAAAGGAAAAACGAAGAAAAAAAACAAAAAACAAAAAUUUAACUUUUAUCAUCCCCCAAAAGUCUAAGACAAAAUGCCAAGCCAAAUGGGCGAACCGAAACAAAAAAAACCACAAGACAAAACUGAACGAAACCUUAUUACUAUUAGAAGAAGAGAAAAAACAACCCCACAAACCUACGAUAUAAAAAGUAUAUAAUUUGUAAACUCUACCUUCUCUGCAAAGUUGUACAAUUUCACAGCGCAAAAUGAAAAAUGAUGAAAAAAAUAUAUAUGCAUUGUUUCGAGAAAGAAAAACAAUGGAUAAACAAAUGGAACAAACAUAACAGUUAAACAACAGACUUGAAGCAGCCCCGCAAAUUAAAAAAAAAUCCAAACACGACUACAAAAAAAUAUGAAGAGAAUCUAUAUUUAUCAAACUGAAAAGAAUAAAAAACGGCACAAGUGAAAUCGACAAAAAAAAAACUGUAUAUUGGAAUACAAUUUCAAACAAAAAUAAAUUGAGUAACGUUUCUAGUAGAUGAACCACGAAAAUGAACAAACGCAAUCAUUACAAGCGAUUAUUUGUUAAAGUGUCUACAUUAGCUUUCCAAAAGGUCGAUUGUGAUUUUCACGUUAGAAAAGAAUAAAACAUAAUUUGAGUUCCAACUUGCGUUUGGUGAAAAACAAAAAUUUUUUUUAUUCGAAUUUUUUUUUAAAUUAAAUUUGAAGAUACCUUUACUACACUUGUGUAGAAGUUUGAAUUUUAUUUUGAAAUUCUUAGUCCUGAUAUGAAUAUUCAUUGUUGGUGCUGCUUAGUUUUAAAAAUUCCAUCCGUUAAAUGUUUGAAUAACGAAUUUUCUCCACUAACGAACCAAUGUACAGAAUUCCAAACUCCAAAUCACAGAGCUAAUAAAACUACAUAAAACUAGUAAAA
Molecule: messenger RNA, 13603 nt
Organism: Uranotaenia lowii
Lineage: Eukaryota; Metazoa; Arthropoda; Insecta; Diptera; Culicidae
Gene: Ip6k
Exons: 8
Coding region: 414-3482 (1022 amino acids)
Biological process (GO): phosphatidylinositol phosphate biosynthetic process; inositol phosphate biosynthetic process
Cellular component (GO): nucleus; cytoplasm
Molecular function (GO): inositol hexakisphosphate kinase activity
Source: RefSeq, a predicted model, not a curated record